Molecule: messenger RNA, 1784 nt
Organism: Rhineura floridana
Lineage: Eukaryota; Metazoa; Chordata; Lepidosauria; Squamata; Rhineuridae
Gene: LYVE1
Product: lymphatic vessel endothelial hyaluronan receptor 1
Exons: 6
Coding region: 295-1227 (310 amino acids)
Biological process (GO): cell adhesion
Cellular component (GO): plasma membrane
Molecular function (GO): transmembrane signaling receptor activity; hyaluronic acid binding
Source: RefSeq, a predicted model, not a curated record
UCUCUUCCUCAGAUGUACGUUUUCUGAGUCAGCACUAGUUUUAUUUUCCAGACUGCCCCUUAUAGUUUUUUGGGGGUGUCAUGUGUUUCCAGUGAGUGACCUUGGCCAGUGGAUGGCUUUUGAGCUAAGCAACAAGUUGGUUCCUGCCUGCGAAAUAGUAGCGCAGUGGCUGUUCAGCAGUUCUCAAGAUAGGACCUCACUCAAAGAUCCCAAGGUGUAGCCAGGCAUCAUUUUAUCGGCACUGUAGGGUGGGAAGCAACUGGACCUGAAUCUUAGCCUCAGGUGUUUGUGAGGAUGGCAUCUCAUUUUGGAGUUACCGUUUUCAUUUUCUCAGUGUGGAUUGUGAGCCUCACAACACAGGACACUUUUGUUCUGAAAGAUAUUAACACUCUGCCGUGCAGGAUUUCUGGAAUAACUCUUGUUUCAUAUAAGAAUAAAGGUGCAUUUAAUUUCAUCGAAGGACAAGGUGUAUGCGGGCAGCUGGGGUUAAGGAUGGCAUAUAAAUCCGAGGUUGAAAGGGCUCGGAAGCACGGCAUGGAAACCUGCAGUUUUGGCUGGGUACAAGAAGGAUAUGUUGUCAUUUCUCGGAUAACUCCAAAUCAAAAAUGCGGUCAGAAUAAAAUUGGCGUAGCCAUCUGGAGAACCCCACAUGAUUAUAAAGGUCGUGUUUUCUGUUACAAUACUUCAGACACAUGGAUUAAUUCCUGUGAACCAGAAGAAACUACAACUGCACUACUGGACUUCACUACUGAGACAAACUCUACUUCAACAGUUUUGUCUCAGGACACUUCAGCGGUAGUUCCAACAUCUGAGUCACAGCAAACUAAGAAGGUUUCUAAACUAUAUCGUGUUAUAUGCAUAACAGAGACCUUUUCACCGCCAGCACCAACUACUGUGGACGAGGUCCUACAUCUCACUGCAAAAAGAACUGCCUUUAGAAAUGAUGGGGUCCUAUUUGGAGGUGUUCCCACUGCCCUCCUUGUGCUUGCCCUCAUCUUUUUUGCAGCUACAGUUGUUUUAGCUGUCUGCUAUGUCAAAAAAUACAAGAAAACAUUUCCAUUUUCUAACAAGAAGGAGAAAAAAGUAGAAAUUGAAACCAAAAAUUUCAAAGAAACAAAGACAAGCAGCAAAACUCCAGAGCAAGAACCAAAGAAAAAUGGGAAAAAUGCAGAAGUGUCUCAAACCAAGCCUGAACCACCUGUAAAAUGUUUGGAAGCAGAAGUUUAAGAGAGCACAUCCAAGUGGACAUAUCUUACAUGAAUACAAUAUAGGAAUUAGCAAUUUUUUAAUAUAAAUGGAUAGUUGUAAAUAAUGCCAAAGUCAAUAUUAUUGUCUCUCUAUGCAGUUUGUACUUCUUGCAUAUUAACUAUAAUAUUAUUACAAAAUAUGCCUGGUUCAUUCGAUAAUACCAAAAAUGGAAGAAUUAAUGUGGAGAGAAGGGGGAAAGGGUUGAAUUCAUAUAGAAAAACAUGGCACAAGUUGUAUAACUAUGAAAUAUUCUAUCCAACUUUUCAGAUAAAAUUGUCCCAAACACUUCCCUAUAGAGGAAUUAACUUUAGGCAGGCAAUAUUCUUUUCUCUUUCCUUUUUUUUUGGGUGUAUUUAAACCAAAGACAAUUAUAACAGAGCAAUUCUAUGAAUAUCAUUCAUAAGUAUGUCCCAUCAUGUUCAAUGAAGUUUACUCUGCAACAACUGUGUUUAGGAUUACAGCAUAAGAUAUCUCUGCAAACAAAUAUGUUGCCAUUGUCACAUUCAUUUUCAUUAAUAAACAAUUUUAUUUAUUAA